UAGUAUAGGAAAUAUAAGCAGUUACCUUCAAAGCAAGCAUGAUUUAUAUGAAAAUCAGAAUAAGACAAUAUCUGAGAUUUUUGAACAGUCAAAAGUUAUUAAAAUGUAUAAGGAAGCACAAAAUCAAGAGAUUCAACAAGCUAUAGCUGA
This is a messenger RNA of Racocetra persica, 150 nucleotides long. NCBI's taxonomy places the organism in Eukaryota, Fungi, Glomeromycota, Glomeromycetes, Diversisporales, Gigasporaceae. The record is from the annotation of a GenBank genome assembly.